UCGUGCAAGCUUUGUCUAGCUCUAGAUGCCAGAAGUCUAUUAAAAGCUUAGAAGAUGGAACCAUUGGCAGGAUAUUUCCAUCAUGGAUUUUAAUAUCAGCAGUUGGAAAACUCUUCUGCUCAGUGUCUAUUUGAAACAGUUUCUGACUCGGCAGUUUUUAGUUGUGAUUGUAAGGCUUGUUUGUGUUGCUCUGUAACCUUAAGCCUUUGUACACACCCAGCGACUUAAGGUGGGCUCAGCUUGGCUUUAAAAUCAGUAUUCAGAAAUAGCCUAUAACUAAAUGUACAAAAUAACAUACAUUGAUCGCCCCUCCCCCCUGGGUAUGGCAUGUGGUGGAUAGGUAUGGUGAGAUCUCUGGUAUCUUACAUAUUUUCUGUAAUUAAGUCCUGCUUGAAGCUGCUUAGAUUUUUUUUUUUAAGAAGGUCUAGUAUCCUCCUCCUGUCUUAAAACCUUUUUUCUGUGUUCCAGCGCUGGUUUACAAAACUUCCUCCCGUGUUGACUUUUGAACUUUCCCGUUUUGAGUUCAAUCAGUCGCUUGGGCAGCCAGAGAAGAUACACAACAAGCUAGAAUUUCCACAGAUAAUUUAUAUGGACAGGUUCCUGUAUGGUAACAAAAAGCUUGUUCAAGCCAAAAGAGAAGAGAUCAAGAAACUGAAGGAUCAGAUAACGGUUCUACAACAGAAAUUGGAAAGGUACACAAGAUACGGUUCUGGUGCCAGCCGCUUCCCUUUACCAGACAUGCUGCAGUAUGUUCUUGAAUUUGCAGGUUCUAGGCUGCCCGGGGCUCCCCCCUGCACUCAAGACUUGACACCAGUAGCUGAAUGCCAAAUUUCAGAGACUCCUCCAAUGCAAAGCAGGGUGACAGUAACACAAGCUGAAAGUGCCAAGGUCGUAGCCUCUGCCCUAGCCACAUCUCGCCAGGAACCAGCCAACGAACCCAUCCAGUUUCCCAGGCUUCCUGUGAAGGUACCAGAAGGUCAUGUCCCUCAUGAGAUCACAAAGGAUGAAAUAAGUCUUGUUGUGGCCUGCCUGCAACGAUGGAGAGAAGAAGUUGAGCAGGACAUAAAAGACCUGAAUGCUUCUAUUGCACUGCUUUCCCAAUCUAUUGACCAGAUGUACUCAGAUCCUUUGCUUCAUCAGGUCCCUUACCACUUGCAUGCUGUCUUGGUCCAUGAAGGCCAGGCCAACGCUGGCCAUUACUGGGCCUACAUCUACAACCAGCCCCGAAAGAGCUGGCUCAAGUACAAUGACAUCUCUGUGACAGAGUCAUCUUGGGAAGAACUGGAGAGGGACUCUUUUGGAGGUCUGAGGAACGCCAGUGCCUACUGCCUGAUGUACAUAAAUAAAAAGCUGCCACACUUUGCUGCUGCUGAUUAUGUUAAUGGGCAGACCCAGAGAGAAGUGGAAUCUCUGCCUCUGGAGCUCCAGCACUACAUCCAAGAGGACAACUGGAGGCUUGAACAAGAGGUGGCAGAGUGGGAGGAGCAGUCGAGCAAGAUGGCGCAGAUGGAUCAGUCAUCACCAGCAGAGUCUCAGGACCUCUCUUCUUCUGACUUGGGACAAGAACUAUCUUCUUCCUCCAGCUCUGAACGGGUGGCACAUUCCCACUCCUCCGAACAUGCCAUGAUUGCCAAGGAACAGACGGCUCAAGCCAUUGCCAAGGCAGCUGAUGCAUAUGAGAAGGCUGGUGGAUUGGCAGCUCUUAACAAGUCAAAGGAGGCAGAACCAGUGCAGCACCUCCCAGAAGAAGCAGCAAACCCCACCAUUCAGGCAGAAGAGCCACAGGAUGCUAAGGGGAUGGAGUUUUCUGCCCCACCUAGCUCACAGAUCACUGAAGUGGAUAUCCCCAGUGUGGGAAAGAUUCUAGUUAGAUCAGAUGCAGAUGGAUAUAAUGAAGAGAUGAUGCUCAGUCCUGCCAUGCAAGGUGUGAUCCUGGCUAUUGCUAAAGCCCGUCAAACCUUUGAUCGGGAUGGGUCUGAAGCAGGGCUAGUUAAGGCAUUCCAUGAAGAAUACUCCAGGCUGUACUCGCUGUCAACAGAGACUCCAACACCACAAAAUGACCCCCGGCUUCAGCACGUCCUAGUUUACUUCCUGCAGAACAAUGCGCCAAAGCAAGUGGUGGAACGGACUCUUCUGGAGCAGUUUGCAGACAAAAACCUCAGCUAUGAUGAAAGAUCAAUUAGCAUUAUGAAGGUAGCUCGAGCUAAGUUGAAAGAGAUUGGUCCUGAUGAGGUGGACAUGGAAGAGUAUAAGAAAUGGCACGAAGACUACAGUUUGUUUCGCAAAGUAUCUAUUUACCUCUUAACAGGCUUGGAACUGUAUCAGAAUAAACAGUACUAUGAAGCUCUGACCUAUCUGGUGUAUGCCUAUCAGAGCAAUCUGACCUUGCGGAGGAAGGGAGCCAACAGAGGCGCCAAUGCAUCUUUAAUUGCUCUGUACAGAAGGAAAUGUCUCUUGAAGUUGAACGAUGCUGCAGCAGCUCUCUUUGAAAGUAGCAAUGAGUUGAGUGUGGAUGAAGGUGUGAACAUCUUGAACGAGCUGAUCAUACCCUGCAUGCACCUCAUCAUCAACAAUGAUACCUCAAAGGAUGACCUGGAUGCUGUUGAGAUCAUGAGAAAUCGUUGGUGUGCUUACCUGGGAAAGGACAUGAAUGAGGACCUGCAACUAAAACUGAGUGAAUUCCUACCCCGCCUGCUAGAUGGUUCCUCCGAGGGCAUCGUUCUGAAAGAACCGCCCAAGAUCCGCCCCAAUUCUCCCUACGAUCUCUGCAGCCGAUUUGCAGCUGUCAUGGAAUCCAUUCACGGGGCCUCGACUGUCACUGUCAAAUAAAAACUGCCGACUGUACUGUAUUAAGCUCUGGAGACCACGUGCCCACCAGCGUGUGGCAUCCAGCUGCCGACCACCUUUUGGAAUGGAGCAAGGAAGAGAGAUGCUACGUUGAGACAAUCCACAUUCAGACCUAACCAAAACUGUGCUUAGAAAAGGGCUAAAUGGGACAUGACAUGGGCAGGCACUAAGUCAGAACAUAUCUUGAGGUUUCACUGUUUUACGUUGCCUAUAACUGCGUUUGCCUUGGCUUCCUACAAGAACACGGUAGGAAGACUUUUAUUUUUUUAAACGGAAAUUUUAAACACAGCAUAUUGUACAUAUAUACUUCUGUUGUGCUCAAUUCUUAUGGAGUAUGCAGUGGUUUGAUAUGCUCAUUGUGAGCAUUCCAUGCACACUCUGUUAUAUUUUGAAUGCACUUGCCACAUAUGUUGGGCUAUUCAUGUGUCCUAAUGCCAGCAGUAUGUUAUCAGUGCUGAUAGCUGUUGUGCUGUCACUACAUAUGACUGAGCCAACACAAGGGGGUGCAUUUAAAGCACAAUGGGGAGCAUGUAACCUGGAGCCUGUUUAAACUGGACCUCAGCGACAUCAAAGCAGGACUGAUUCAGGGAAUAAGCCAGACAGUCGUAGGUAAUUUUAAGAGCAAUAAUUCACAUUCACCUUUUUCGUGUAAAAUGGGAGCCUAUCAAUUGAGGCCCUUCCCAUCAGGUAUCUCCUGAUGUGGCGGUAACAGAAGAACCUGGUAGCCUGGGUUGUACAAAAUACAGGCAUUCAUGCACACUGCAUUUGUGUGUGUUGGCAACUCAAAACACAGUUGAUGCCAUCAGGAGAAAUGGUGAUGGUGGCAAUAUUUUACAGUUGCUACAGAAUUGCAGAAGUCAUUCCAGGACAAGAAUAGAGAUGCAAAACAAAACCCAUAAGGAAACUGCUUUCUCUGACCUCCCAAAGCAUAUCUCUUUUAUUACCAAUCACUGAAUUUUCAUUACCAGGCUAGUAUUGGCAGUGACAAGGGCUCUGAAGUCAGGAAUAAUAAACCUUUCUAAAAAGAUACAGCUUAACUGGCAAAGUCUACUGCCAAUAUUUUAAAGCAAUCUUUGUUUUACUGGAAUACAUUGGCAAUCGGGAUGUAAAUGGAAAUACAUAUUUGAUAAGCCUUUUUCUGUUUUAAUUAAAUGUGCAAUAAAGAAUUUUACCCUAUUUAAA
Zootoca vivipara (common lizard) is the source of this 4029-nucleotide messenger RNA. Its product is annotated as ubiquitin carboxyl-terminal hydrolase 28-like. NCBI's taxonomy places the organism in Eukaryota, Metazoa, Chordata, Lepidosauria, Squamata, Lacertidae. The record is from RefSeq and is a predicted model, not a curated record. Gene Ontology annotation, molecular function: cysteine-type deubiquitinase activity; proteasome binding. Gene Ontology annotation, biological process: protein deubiquitination; proteasome-mediated ubiquitin-dependent protein catabolic process; regulation of proteasomal protein catabolic process.